Molecule: messenger RNA, 2134 nt
Organism: Psylliodes chrysocephalus
Lineage: Eukaryota; Metazoa; Arthropoda; Insecta; Coleoptera; Chrysomelidae
Source: the annotation of a GenBank genome assembly
CUCCCUCUCUUAUCUAACAAGUAUUUCCGGAACGUUGCUUGUUUUCGUGGAAAGUUAGGCAGGUUUCAUCGCGUCCAGAUUUACGAAAGUGAUAAAAUUUAAUAAAUUUUAAUUAACUUCAUUUCUAAUUCUAGUCAGAAUGAGUGCAACCGUAGAAACAAAUAAUGUUUCAUGGCGGAAACGGAGGCGACAAGAAGAAGAAGCUGCAGAAUUGCAAAUCGAAAUGAAAAAACCGCGUUACUAUUACUAUAGAUUAGCCAGCGAAAGUUCGAAAAAUUCCGAAGAGGACACGGAAAGCGUCUACAGUCUACAGGAUCACGAAACCGACGUCGUUAGGGAUACCACUGAUACCGAUUCGAAGUCUGGCAGUGAUAAUGAAUACGAAUUAAUCGAGUACGAAGUUGCUAGUUUAUCGGAAAGUGAUCAUGCCGCUAUACUCGGAAAUUCUACAAGUGAUUCAGAUGACCAAGUCAUCUUUGCCGCUGCCAUGGGAGCGAUAUGCGACGUCGACGUAUCGUUGGAGACUUGGAUAACGGACGGCGAGGAAUCGGACAACAGCUCAUUGGACGAUUCCGUGGUGACCAGGUUGGGAUUUUCGACUUGCGUACAAUGCAAUUUACAAAACGACAAUCCACUUUACCGAUAUUGUGAAAAAUGUUUUCAGCAGACGUGCAAACAAUGCAAGAAGCGCAAGACUUACAAAUGUUUCCCGUUAUGUAUAACUUGCCACAAGGUGCGUUUCUUAUUGGUAGUAUAUUAUGAAGACCGGAAGAAAUUCUACCCGCCUCGUCCAAGGAAGAAAGCGAAGCGGAAGCCCAGUCGUUCGCCUGUCAAGUUAGACACUCUACGUUCUUGUCUUAGCGGACUGUCGUCUCAAGAUUCUGGAAUCGGGUCGAGUCAAGAGUGUCCCCCGUUGGAUUUGGACCAGAUCGUCGUUCCGGAUCAACACCUUAAACCAGGUACGUCUGAAAUUUCAACUAUACCGGAUAACUUGAAUAAGGAACACGCGUCAAAGGACAUCGAACGAAACUUAAAACGCAAGCGUCAAGCUUCCGAAAGCAGUCUCUCCGAUUUCGAUAUUAAAAAACCGAAACUAAAUCGUAUCGCGUCGUCACAAAAAGAUCGUAACGUUCGCUCCUCAAGUCGCAAUAAUUCACAAGUCGCUCAAACUUUAUCCGACGUAAAACCUUCUACGUCAACCAAGAAUUUGGGCCAACGAGCGUUAUCUCUGAAUCGAGCCUCGAACGAGUUAAGUCAAAAAUCUACAGAAACUUUGAGUCAAAAAUCGAUAGAAACUUUGAGUCAAAAAUCGACAGAAACUUUAAGUCAAACAUCGACUGAAACAUUGAGUCAAAAAUCGACAGAAACUUUGAGUCAAACAUCGAUAGAAUCAUCGAUACCGUUGAGCCAAACAUCGGAGAGAUCUUUAACUUUGAGAUCGGCUCAAACUCAAUAUAAACCGUUGUCGUUUAGCCAGAAUUCGGAAGUUAGUACGAGUACCGGUUACAGCAGUACUUCGACGUUUUCGGAAUCGUCCGAGCUAUGUAUAAUGUGUAACAGUGCGCCGAAAGACAGCAUCUUCUUGCACACGAACAUCGGUCAUCAGUGUUGUUGUUACAGAUGCGCGAAACGCACCCUGCACACCUUCAAGAGGUGCCCCAUUUGCAAUAGGUCAGUUAACAAAGUUAUUAGAAUAUUCCAAGCCUAGCGGCUAGUACAUAAUAUUUGUCUGUUAAAUAGCGAACAAAUAAUAAUAAUGUUUUUAUUAGGUGUACAGUUCGAAUUUCUAUUUAAUUUAUUCAAUUGUAGAUUAUUAGUUUUACUUAUAUUACGACAGGCGUUUCGUUUUUUCGAUUUCGUAUUUGGGGUCUUUAAGGUUUUGAACGAAUUGUGGAGACGUCGUCGAUAUAUUUAUUGGCUGGGAGGUAUCUAGAUGUCGUGUUUGUUCAUAUUGACAGCUGAAUGAAAAAAAAAACGAUAAGAUGAUAGUAUGAUUGUAGCAAUCAUUUUUCUGUCUCAAGUUUGGUCGCAUAUCAGAAUCGUAUAAUACAUCAGUCCCGAAAAUUUACAAACUGAUGUCAUAUGUUAUUGUCAUAUGUCAAUGAAUUUGUAGUCCUUCGCGAUCAAAGGGCAA